Molecule: messenger RNA, 2322 nt
Organism: Eruca vesicaria subsp. sativa (arugula)
Lineage: Eukaryota; Viridiplantae; Streptophyta; Magnoliopsida; Brassicales; Brassicaceae
Source: the annotation of a GenBank genome assembly
GUUUUGUUUCGGUGGCAUCGCGUAAUGAAAUGAUUGAUAUUUAUUUUAUUUAUGCAAAUAUCUGUUCGUUGGUUCAGAAGUCUCCCAACCCCUCGGAAAUCACGAAAAUUAUUUUCCCCAAUAUCAGAAUCUUACAUAGAGAGAGAGAGAGAGAUACAUUUCUAUCUCUUGCGCUUCCACUCAGGUCAGCCACAAUCUUUUUCGAUCAUCAAUCAUUUGGGUACUGAGAAGUGAGAACUGUUUAAUUGAUGGCGAAUAAUGUAGCUACUCAUCCAUUGCAAGAAUUAAACGAUGGGAUCAGUUCUUGGAAGGAUAAUGAUGAGGACGAUAGCGAGAAAGCAAGUUUAUUGGAAACGUCUGGUUCUGUAGAGAAGAGUGCACCUAAAGAUGAUCCUGGUGGUUCUUCUGAUCGGCCUAGGGGACUGGACCACUGCAAGAAUGCACCUGUUGGUCUCUACGGAGAUAAGCUAAUUGAUGACAAUGAGAUUAAGUACUCUCGGUCUUUGACUGAGAAAGGCUCACCUGUGAGUCAUAAUUCGAAAUUAGAUAGAUUAUCGGAGCAUGAAAAGCAAAAACUCAUUGUGGAGCUAGUCAGAAUACAAAAUGACGGGACAGUGGAAGUUGAUAUAAAUAGAGGAACUCCAGUAUCGGAGUUAUUGGAGUUUCAGUCAAUCAAAGGGCAGUCCACAAUCACAUAUGAAAAGUCCUUAGCGGAAUCCUUCAGAUCCAUUCCAAGGUUAAAAAUUGUAAUACUUGUGGUGGGAACUCGAGGCGAUGUGCAGCCUUUUCUCUCCAUUGCAAAGCGCCUCCAGGAAUUUGGUCAUCGUGUUAGGUUGGCAACUCAUGCAAAUUUCUCCUCUUUUGUACGGUCUGCUGGAGUAGAGUUCUAUCCCUUGGGUGGUGAUCCCCGAGAAUUAGCUGGGUAUAUGGCGAGAAAUAAAGGUCUUAUUCCUUCUGGGCCUGGAGAAAUAGCAAAGCAGAGAAAACAGCUGAAGGCAAUCAUAGAGUCUCUUCUUCCGGCAUGCACAGAGCCAGAUAUGCAAACAUUUGCCUCUUUCAGAGCUCAAGCAAUAAUUGCAAACCCUCCUGCAUAUGGACAUGUGCAUGUUGCUGAAGCACUUGGAGUACCAAUACAUAUUUUUUUCACAAUGCCUUGGACGCCAACCCAUGAAUUUCCCCACCCUUUGGCCCGUGUUCCUCAAAGUGCUGCGUAUUGGUUGUCAUAUAUAGUUGUUGAUCUGAUGGUAUGGUGGAGCAUAAGGACUUACAUAAAUGAUUUUAGGAAGAGGAAGCUAAACCUUGCACCUAUCGCUUACUUCAGUACAUACCAUGGCUCAAUUUCUCACUUGCCUACUGCUUACAUGUGGAGUCCCCAUGUUGUGCCAAAACCAAGUGACUGGGGUCCUUUAGUAGACGUUGUUGGGUAUUGUUUCAUGAACCUUGGAUCGAAGUACCAACCACAGAAGGAGUUUAUCAACUGGAUAGAAAGAGGAUCACCACCCAUAUAUAUUGGUUUUGGAAGCAUGCCUCUUGAUGAUCCCAAAAAGACAAUGGACAUUAUACUGGAAACACUGAGAGAUACAGAACAAAGAGGGAUAGUUGAUCGAGGUUGGGGUGGCCUUGGAAACCUUGCUGAAGUUCCUGAAAAUGUAUUCCUCUUGGAGGACUGUCCUCACGAUUGGUUGUUUCCUCAAUGUUCAGCUGUGGUAAUCUUUCGAUUUCUUAUGUACUAUCCACCUUCGUCUCUCCGAAGAUAUUAUGUUAUAAAUGAGGCUGUUUCUCGUGUUGUGGAUAUGAAGAUUCAUCACGGCGGUGCUGGAACCACAGCCACUGGACUAAAAGCUGGGUGUCCAACAACGAUUGUGCCGUUCUUUGGGGAUCAAUUCUUCUGGGGUGAGAGGAUCUAUGAGAAGGGACUUGGGCCUGCGCCAAUUCCGAUAGCUCAGCUCAGUGUUGAGAACCUCUGUAACUCCAUAAUAUUUAUGCUUCAACCAGAGGUGAAAUCACGAGUGAUGGAGCUAGCGAAAGUAUUGGAGAACGAGGAUGGUGUAGCUGCAGCAGUUGAUGCAUUCCAUAGGCAUUUGCCACCGGAGUUACCACUGCUCGAGUCCUCGCCUGAAAAAAAGGAUGAAGAUGAUCAACCAGACCUUUUACAGCGGUUCUUCAUCCAGAUUGGGAAAAAGUGUUGCCUUCCAUGUGGGGGAGUGUGAUAUCAAAUGUUAUUUAGAUGCUUUUUAGUUGCAUUGCAACUUCAAUUCAUUUUAUUCAAUGAUAAGGAAUUUGAUUGAUUAAUAUAUAUAUUUUUGCGUCGUUAAAUAAAAU